This is a messenger RNA of Cervus elaphus (red deer), 2104 nucleotides long. RefSeq names its product prostaglandin E2 omega-hydroxylase CYP4F21-like. The transcript has 13 exons. NCBI's taxonomy places the organism in Eukaryota, Metazoa, Chordata, Mammalia, Artiodactyla, Cervidae. Bases 15 to 1682 code for a protein of 555 amino acids. The record is from RefSeq and is a predicted model, not a curated record. Gene Ontology annotation, molecular function: oxidoreductase activity, acting on paired donors, with incorporation or reduction of molecular oxygen; iron ion binding; monooxygenase activity.
UUGGCUGGCUUAGUAUGGACCCUGGCAGUUUUUUCCUGAGUCAGGGUCAGAUCAAGCCUUCCGAGGAGAAGGAGGGGAGUUGUGCAGGACAAGCCGCUCUUGGCAGAAGGAUGCUGGAGCUGAGCCUAUCCAGGCUGGGACUCGGGCCGGUGGCAGCCUCCCCAUGGCUGCUGCUGCUGCUGGUCGGGGCCUCCUGGCUCCUGGCCCGCGUCCUGGCCUGGACCUACACCUUCUACAACAACUCUCGCCGCCUCCGAUGUUUCCUGCAGCCCCCAAAACUGAACUGGUUCUUGGCUCACAUGGACCUGGUGCCCCCCACGGAGCAGGGCCUGAUCAACUUCGCUCAGAUGGCUGCCAACUACCCCCGUGGAUAUUUGAUCUGGUUUGGCCCCAUUAUCCCCAUGGUCGUCUUCUGCCACCCUGACAUGCUCCGGAGCAUCACCAACGCCUCAGCUGCCAUUGCACCCAAGGACAUGCAGUUCUAUGGCACUCUAAAACCCUGGCUUGGGGAUGGGCUCCUCCUGAGUGCUGGUGACAAGUGGAACAGUCACCGUCGCAUGCUAACACCUGCCUUCCACUUCAACAUCCUGAAGCCCUAUAUGAAGAUUUUCACCAAGAGCGCAGAGAUCAUGCACGCCAAGUGGGAGCACCUGGUCACAGAGGGCCACACCCAUCUGGACAUGUUUGAACACAUCAGCCUCCUGACCCUGGACAGUCUGCAGAAAUGUGUCUUCAGUUUUGACAGCAAUUGCCAAGAGAAGCCCAGCGAAUAUAUCGCCGCCAUCUUGGAGCUCAGUGCUCUUGUGUCAAAAAGAAACCAACAGCUCUUCCUGCACAUGGACUUCCUGUACUAUCUCACCUCAGAUGGGCGGCGCUUCCGCAGGGCCUGCCGCCUGGUGCACGACUUCACAGAUGCGGUCAUCCAGGAGCGGCGCCGCACUCUCCCCAAGGAGAAUAUUGAUGACUUCCUCAAGACCAAGGCGAAGACCAAGACUUUGGACUUCAUUGAUGUGCUUCUGCUGACCAAGGAUGAAGAUGGGAAGGGAUUGUCAGAUGAAGAUAUCCGGGCUGAAGCUGACACCUUCAUGUUUGAGGGCCAUGACACCACAGCCAGUGGUCUCUCCUGGAUCCUGUACAACCUUGCAAAGCACCCAGAAUACCAGGAGCGCUGCCGGCAAGAGGUGCAAGACCUUUUGAGGGACCGUGAGUCUAAAGAGAUUGAAUGGGAUGACCUGGUCCAGUUGCCCUUCCUGACCAUGUGCAUCAAAGAGAGUCUGCGGUUGCACCCCCCAGUCACCAGCAUCUCCCGCCGCUGUACCCAGGACAUUGUGCUCCCAGAUGGCCAGGUCAUCCCCAAAGGUGUUGCCUGCCUCAUUGAUAUUUUCGGGACCCACCACAACCCAUCUGUGUGGCCAGACCCUGAGGUCUAUGACCCCUUCCGCUUCGACCCAGAAAACAUCAAAGGGAGGCCACCUUUGGCUUUUAUUCCCUUCUCAGCGGGUCCCAGGAACUGCAUUGGGCAGACAUUCGCCAUGACUGAGAUGAAAGUGAUCUUGGCGCUCACCUUGCUGCGCUUCCGCAUUCUGCCGGACAAGGAGCCGUGCCGGAAGCCAGAGCUGAUCCUGCGCACAGAGGGCGGACUCUGGCUGCAGGUGGAGCCACUGAGCGCAGGCCAGCAAUGACCCAGCACCUUCUCUCCUGGGCUCCUCCCUGACCCUAGACGUGGCAGAUUGGAAAUUAAACUUCGUAGUCACCUCUGCCCUAGGCUCGUCAAGAGACAGCAAGGAGCACAUGGGGUCUGCUAGGUUCCAGGAAGGUGGGGGUUGCUGUAAACUUGGUGGCCUUUAGAGGGGCGGCUCAGGGGGGAACUUGGAUCCCAAGUGUAAGACUACUCUUUAGGGAAGUCCAACUGCUUGAUGCAGAGAGGGUCAGAUGACCUUGGCUUUGCUCCCUGCCAUGGUAAUGUAAAGGUCACCGUCCCAGUCUGUCAUUGACUAGUUGUUUGGCUUAAGAAAAUUGUUUACCUCUCAGUUCCUUUAUUACACAUUGUAGCCACUUUACUGGGCUGUUGGGGAGACUGAAUAAACAAGCAUAUGCAAAAUGA